Messenger RNA from Trichobilharzia regenti, 3848 nucleotides. The record is from the annotation of a GenBank genome assembly. Lineage: Eukaryota; Metazoa; Platyhelminthes; Trematoda; Strigeidida; Schistosomatidae.
UUGUUGUAUUAUUCACGUAGGUUAGUGUACCUUGUUUAUUAUAAAAAAUGUUACCUUCAAACAAAUAUAUCAGAUAGAUAAACAGAAAAUAAUGUUUGAAGAGAAUACGUUUUUACACUCUGCAUAAGCAUUCUCAGCCUGCAAAGCAUGAAACUGUCAACCUUCUUUAUACCAAAAAGAUGUGACACUCCUUACUGAUGAUGAAGAUUAUUUCUGAAGAAACAAUAAAACUGAUCGUCAUUAAUGUUCUGAUCGUCGUUCAACAAUUGAUCAAAAAUUCUCAAGGAAUUAUUCAAAUACAAAAAAGUUUGUCUAAAAAUUCAGAUUUAUACUUUCAUGCUAGAGACAAAGGACUCUUAUCUUUCCCUAACAAUAAUUUGCCUCAAUAUGUAAUUACACGAAAACUGAGAAAUGCUGCACCUUCGAUAUUUCCAAGUAGACAAAAAGACGGUGAAGUCUCAGAACACUUGAAAUCUUUCAUAGAAUCAAGUCAAGAUGGACAUGUUUUGAAUGAAGUGUAUUCUAACAGAGGAGAUGAUGCACAACAACAAGAGAUAGAAGAAGGUGUUGACGAUGUCAACCAUUGUGUUCCAAUUCAUGAGCCUAUUUGUCAUGGUCUUCAAUACACUCAUACUUGGUUACCGAAUUCAGUUGGUCUGACAACACAAGAAGAAGCAGCAAAACGCAUGAAUGAUUAUCGUUCUCUUAUCAAUGUUGGCUGUUCACAGUAUUUAAAAUUUUUCUUAUGUACAAUAUAUUUCCCAAUGUGUACUCCAGCGUUAAAUCCCCCAGCCGCUUUACAACCAUGUCAAAAUUUAUGUCGUUAUGUUCAGUCAAAGUGUGAGCCAAUAAUGAAGAGUUUCAGUUUCCCUUGGCCAAUUGAACUAAACUGUAAGUCACUACCAUCAGAUUCCGGAAUGUGUAUACAACCGCAAAAUUAUGAUCUCGAUAAGAAUGGACAAAUUAUUAGUCAAGGGAUACCAUCUGAAGCACAUGGAGCUAUCGCUGAAUUAUUACCUGAUUUUAGUGAAUUUUUGGCACAUCAAAGCGCACAAAAUCAACAUUUAAGUGGACAAAAUAAUCAGACUAAUAAUAACCAUCAAAAUUCACCUUCAUUGCAGGAUAAUCAGUCUGAGCUGAAAAAUUAUCAUCUACUUCAAAAGACUAGACUGCAUGCUUCAAAAUGCAGUAUUGUUGAAGUACCUUUGUAUUCAGAACAGGCUCAUAAUAAUAUCACAUGUGCACGUCGAUGUAAUGUUCACUUGUUUUACAGACCAAUUGAAAAACGUUUUGCUAAUGUUUGGAUGAUUGUUUGGGCAAUACUAUGCAUGGGAUCAUGUACACUGACUAUUGUCACUUUCAUCUUAAAUCGUACCCGUUUCACAUAUCCAGAGCGGCCAAUUAUUUAUAUAUCAGCAUGUUACUUUUUUUACUCUGCUGGAUUUAUUCUUCAUGCUCUCAUAGGCCGUGAUAUGGUGGCAUGUAGGAACAAGGUGGAAACUAUAUCACAAUCUUUAUUAUCCAGUGGAGCAUCGAAUGACGGGACAAAGAAAAUUCUUAGAAAUAUAGCCCACUCUAAAAAUAAUGUUAGCUUCCUGAUAACUUCUGGGCAUGAAGGCACAUGGUGUACCAUAGUAUUCCUUAUCCUCUAUUAUUUUAGUCAAGCUAGCUAUAUUUGGUGGGUUAUGUUAGCCAUAGCUUGGUUUUUGUCAGCCUCGUGUAAAUGGGGUUGUGAAGGUAUUGAGGCGGUCAGCAGUAUCCUUCACAUGCUCGCCUGGGCCUUACCAGCAUUAAAAACUAUCAUUAUCCUGAUUAUGCAUCGAAUUGAUGCAGAUGAGUUAACUGGACUAUGCUUUGUCGGUUACCAAAAUCCAACCAGUCUACUAACAUUUAUUUUACUACCACAAAUUAUCUACUUACUAUUGGGUAUUUUGUUUUUGUUUAUUGGAUUUUACUCAUUAAUAUCCGUUCGGUCGAAUCUCAGACAACACUCAAAGUAUUUAAAUAAUCCCAGCACCGCAACAGCUACAAUUAAAUCUAACUGUUGUAAUUCACAGUUUAAAGGAAAUCCAGUUGUAACUACGUCAACAUCAGCUGCUCCAACCACAGUGAUUAACACAUCCAGUCCAGUGAUCGCCUUCAACAAUGGCAAUAUAAGACGUUUAGAUAAGCUGAUGAUAAAAAUUUGUAUAUUUUCAAUGUUGUACAUUAUACCGACAGUCUGUGUUAUCGGCGUCAAUAUGUACAAUUAUAUUAAUUACCCAAAAUGGAUAAAAACACUUGAUCAGUUGGAUAAACAAGGAAAUUGUCUAACAGAAUUUGGUACAACUUGGUCUCUGAUCAAUCAAUGUCUAGGUGAUAAACAAUUUCCAUCUGUUGAAGCUAAUAUGCUACAAAUAUUCAUGUCAUUAGUUGUUGGUAUGACAUCAGGUAUGUGGGUUUGGUGUAACAGAAAGUCAUCUGAAACAUGGUUAAACUGUAUGAGAGGGAAGCGUAAAGAACUAUCUCAAAACAACUUCAACUUUCAUCACCAUAAAUGUGGAGGAGCUUUAAGUGGCGCUGGUUUUGUGGAUAAUCCUAAUAAUAAUAACAAUAAUAAUCACUUGUCAAAAAUCGAUCGGAAAAUACAACCAAUAAAUGCAGCAGAUUGCUGUAAUUCUAGAAACAGAUGUGCAAUGAACAGUCAGUGCACAGGUAAGAAUUCAGCAAAUUAUUUCAACUUUUCAGUAUUUGUUAGUUUUUACUAAUAAAUUUCACAAAUUUUAGAUUCAUUCAGAGGACUGGUCAGUCACUUAAUAUCACAUGCAGUAGUGAGAAUAAGUUAUAUAAUUGUGAUUGUUGUAGAGAAGUGCAUUUGCAGAACUUCAAUUUCUAUCGCAUUCUGAGAAGUCUACUUGAUUUCUGAAAUCGUGCAGUGAACUAAUAACACAACAAAUCACCAACAAAUUUGAAAGAUCGAUUUUGAAAUCUUGGUGAUUGUGAGCACUUUAAGCCGAAAUGUCUCAUUAGUCACCGGAACUCAUUUUCUCACCGCUCCUAUUCUUAUUACAAUAUGACUCAUAUUAGCAGGAACACUAUGAAUUUCGAAAGUUUGCAGAGCAAUAGUGGUCAAGUUAUGGGUGAUUCGUCUCAUUACUGCCAUCAACAUCACCAUCACCAACACCACGGAUUGGUAUCAACCACCCUGAGAAAUAUAAUGCCUUCUGGAUCAUUUGGUCUAUCAUCUGGAAGUGGUUCAUGCACAAGUGCUGUGCCAAUAUCAUAUGGUGGUAUAGGAACAAUGGACAUUUCCUUGGUUAACUCAAAUAAAUCUAACUAUUGUAUGCGUUCAUCACAAAGGCAGGCAAUUAAAACACGGCCAACAAACAUUGGGAGGCCGGAUAUCUGAUUCUCUAAGAAUGCUUCAAUAGUAAAUAUAAUGUAAAUUUUUAAUGUACUGCAUUAGUGAAAGUAUUAUGACUACAUAAAUAUGGAUGAAUAAAAAAAACAACAAAAUUUUAUUUACUGCAUUUUUAUAUUCCAAAAGCUUAAUAUCAUCAGCAUGCUUUAUUCCAUUAUUUACUUCAUCAAGUUACUUUGUAAAUGAUGUCAUUUUUAUGCUAUUUCUUUGUGUUAUCAACUUUAAAAGUAAUUUGCACAAAGUCAGACAAACACACUCCAUGCUCAUUUUUGUAUAUAGAUGAGUCUACUAAUAAUUUCAGCUACCCAUAAUUUAAGAAUAAUAUCUCUUCUUAUUUCCUUUGAACAGUGUUUUCGAUCAGCUGGAUACUAAUGCUGAUUUCACUUCAUAAAAACACUAACAUUAGGUCUAUUCAGAUGUGGCAUGGAAAUCGUGUCAAGAAUAUGCG